Messenger RNA from Triticum dicoccoides, 1077 nucleotides. Its product is annotated as 5-epiaristolochene 1,3-dihydroxylase-like. Gene Ontology annotation, molecular function: heme binding; oxidoreductase activity, acting on paired donors, with incorporation or reduction of molecular oxygen; monooxygenase activity. The transcript has 2 exons. Lineage: Eukaryota; Viridiplantae; Streptophyta; Magnoliopsida; Poales; Poaceae. The coding region runs from base 1 to 1077 and encodes 358 amino acids. The record is from RefSeq and is a predicted model, not a curated record.
AUGGAAGCGUGGUUAAGCUUGUGUUUCAUAGCCCUGCCCGCGGUACUAGCCCUUUGGUUUCUCAAGCUCUCCAGCGGCGAGAGCAAGCCAGGCAAGCGGCUGCCACCUGGGCCAUGGACCCUGCCGAUCAUCGGCAGCCUCCACCACAUCGUGAGCGUCCUCCCGCACCACACGAUGACAGAGCUCUCUCGCCGGUACGGGCCGCUGAUGCUCCUUAAGCUGGGCGAGCUCCCCACGGUGGUGGUUUCCAGCGCCGAGGCAGCUGCGCUGGUGAUGAAGACGCACGACGUCGCGUUCGCAAACCGGAAGAGCAGCGUGACGCUGGACAUCGCCGCCUGCGGCGGCAACGGCAUCUUCUUCGCCCCCUACGGCGACCGGUGGCGCCGGAUGCGCAGGAUCUGCGUCACGGAGCUUCUCAGCUCCAAGUGCGUGAAGCGCAUGGAGGGCGUCAGGGCGGAGGAGGUGGGCCACCUCCUCCGCUCCAUCGCAGCCUCGGACGGCGCCGUCGUCAACGUCAGCGAGAAGGUGUCGGCGCUCAGCAACUCCGUCGCGUCGCGCGCAUUUUUCGGCGGCAAGCUGGCGCAGCAGGACGUGUACCUGCGGGAGUUCCACCAAGUCAUGGAGCUGAUGGGAGGCUUCUGCCUCGUCGACCUCUUCCCGUCGUCCCGGUUGGUGCAGUGGCUGAGCAACGGCGAGCGCCGCAUGAAGAAGAGCUACGGCAGCAUCCGACGCAUCAUCGAGGACGUCAUCGAGAGGCGCAAGGCUGAGCGCCUCGCCGGUGGCGCCUGCAGCACCGAAGACGAGGGCCUGCUGGACGCGCUGCUCAGGAUGCAGGAGGACUCGUUAGCAUCACCGCUAACCACAGACGCAAUAGGCACCAUCUUAUUUGACAUACUUGGAGCUGCCACGGAAAAUGGUGAUGCAUGUCGACAUACUUGUGCCAUGAAGCAUCACAUUGUAUCUUUAUGCAUUAGAAUAAGGGAGACACGUUGCAUAGAACAACAUCUUCUAUCAACGUGGUCAAGCAUGGAUUAUCAUAUUUUGUUCUUUGCCUUUGCAAUGUUGAAUAAAGCAUAA